Molecule: messenger RNA, 1115 nt
Organism: Meloidogyne enterolobii
Lineage: Eukaryota; Metazoa; Nematoda; Chromadorea; Rhabditida; Meloidogynidae
Source: the annotation of a GenBank genome assembly
UUUUCAUACACCCACUUUUAACUUUAUUUAUACGUUGGUCCUGCACGUAAUUUUAUUUUUUAGAGUAUUUAAUAUUAAUAUGAUGUUUCAAGAAGAUUCUACAAAUGAUAGAAUUGAAGAAACUAGAGAAUUACUUUAUAAAAUUAUUAAGAUAUGUCAAAACUUCAAUUGCUAAAAGCUUGCCAAAGAAUUGGCUUGCUCUGUUGCGAGUUGCGGAAGAAUUUCAUGUUCAAGAUGUCUCAACUUAUACACUUUUGUUUUUGUCCAAUGGAAAUACAGCCAUGCAACGAAAAAUAUAUUGCGAACCUGAUAUGACUAAAGCUGAUAGUCCCCCUUCCAUAAUUUCAGAGACGGAAAAAAUUGAAAGUGACAAAUUCGAAAUUAGAGAUGAAAAUAAAAUUUUGGCACCAAUUUCCAACUUCAUGGCUGAUCAAUUUGAAUCAGUGCCUUUAGAUAAUUUGCCGACUGGUGGACCUCUAGAGAUUGUUAUUAUUUCUGCACUGGAUCCCGACAAUAUUUUCUUUAGAUUUAAAAAAUGGAAUGUUUAUUGUGAAUACGUUUCUGCUGCUUUAUCACGUUUACCUCAAUUCACUUCUGACGAUAGUUUUCUACCUGGACAGGUGUUCGGAGCACAAAUAGAUGGUGAUUGGUGUCGAGUGAAAAUUAUUAAUAAAUCAACUGCAAAUCCACAGUAUUGGGUAGUUUAUGUUAUAGAUGCUGGUUUCUACUAUGCAGUUCAUCGGAUGGCGCUAAGGCCUUUGACCGAAGCGGUGACUGCAUUUAAGAAAACUUUCCUGGCUCAAUGCAAGUUGGAUGGAAUUUGUGUUCGAGGUCAAAAUCAAAAAGAAAUUGAAGCUAACGUUGGUAAACGAACGACUGACCGUGACGAAAAUGGUGACUGGCAUCGCGUUCAGUGGCUACCUGAAACUCAGCAUUUUGUUAACGAGGCAUUGCAUCCCAAAAGAUUAAAUAACAAACAGGUUGAAUUGGUAUUGACUAAUGAAUGGAAAUUGCAUGCGGAAAGAAUGAUUCCUGUAUGUACUGGAAAACUCUUAAUUGAUGCAACUGAUUUUGGUGAACAGCUAGUCUCCAUGGGAUUAGAACAGAGAAAAUGA